AUGGUGGAAGUGGGGUUCUGCUGCCACCGGGUCUCAACCCUUAUCACCGAUCAGCUGGCUAACGGGGGGACUUACCAGAAGAAAGAGGAAGGUCCACGCAACAUUGCUGGCAAUGUGGUAAUGUCACUGCCAGUGUGCACAGGAAGUGAUGUCAUCACGAUGGUGAUACCUGGACAGUGCCCAAUUCAAGGAGCUGGUUUGGGACCAGGGUUGCAGUGGGCCAUCCCUCAACUCUCUCUUUCCUGUUUGCUACGGAAUGUGCCCCUAGUCCUGUAUAUUUCCAGUGCUCAUCCAAUGGGUGCUUCGGCCUUCCGAAUCCAGCGUGUACAAAGUGCAGAUGACUGUCAAGAUCACACUACGCAUUUCAGACCUACCUUUGCUCUGGCAGGAGAGCCCCUGGUCCUACAAUGCCCUCCUUUCCAAUACAAAAAUAUGGACUCUUCCGACCUGGCCCUUAAUCUCACUUGGUAUAAAAAUGGUUCAACGACACUUAUCCCAGCAGGAAGUGGAGAAAACAGAAUUCUGUCACAAGAUGACAUGCUCUGGUUUUUACCAGCCUCUCUGCAGGACUCUGGGGAAUAUAUUUGUACUCGCAGGAAUGCUUCAUACUGUGCUGAUGUGUCCAUUUAUCUACAAGUGUUUGACAAGAGUGCUUCUCAAGAGAUUAGCUUUCCCCAGAAGGCCUUCACACGCAGCCCUGGGAAGGUGGUUUGUCCUAACCUGAAAGGUUUUGUACAAAAGGAUGCCAGCUAUGAACUCAAGUGGUACAAGGCUUCGACACCUCUGAAUAUAGACAAUGAAAAAUUCACUGCUUUGAAGGGCACAGAUUAUCUCAUCAUCAAUUCUGUGACCUCAGAUGACGCAGGCUACUAUACUUGCCAACUGACCUUUGAACAUGAAACAACGCAAUAUAACGUUACCAGGACUGUUCGGCUACAGACACUCGAUCCAGUGAGGAAAAGCAUACCUGUGAUUAUAUAUCCAACAGAGAGGAUUACACUGGCAGCUAUGGGUUCCCGACUGAUCAUCCCAUGUAAAGUGUAUAUUGCAGCAAGCCAUGAGUUUUAUACGGACGUCUGGUGGCAGGCAAAUGAUACGGACAUUGAUUUGGUCUACCGGAAGGGCAGAGUCACGGAAGGCAAGCGCCACAUCCAAGAGUUCAAUACAGAUUUCAAGUGUGUGGCCACAAAUACUCGGGGAUUUCAAGUGCAUACGACGCAGGUCAAACGAGAAG
Molecule: messenger RNA, 1234 nt
Organism: Gekko japonicus
Lineage: Eukaryota; Metazoa; Chordata; Lepidosauria; Squamata; Gekkonidae
Product: interleukin-1 receptor type 2-like
Exons: 8
Molecular function (GO): interleukin-1, type II, blocking receptor activity; interleukin-1 binding
Source: RefSeq, a predicted model, not a curated record